Messenger RNA from Hemisphaericaspora subhashii, 2727 nucleotides. RefSeq lists its product as uncharacterized. The coding region runs from base 1 to 2727 and encodes 908 amino acids. The record is from RefSeq and is a predicted model, not a curated record. The transcript has a single exon. NCBI's taxonomy places the organism in Eukaryota, Fungi, Ascomycota, Pichiomycetes, Serinales, Debaryomycetaceae. Gene Ontology annotation, molecular function: protein phosphatase binding; protein phosphatase regulator activity. Gene Ontology annotation, cellular component: cytosol; nucleus.
AUGUCAUUUUGGCCAUUCACCAAUGCCUUAAAUAGCAACAAUACCUUACACAAGUUUCUUGAUUCCAUUAAAGAUUACAGUUUAAUUAAUGUUGAUGAUUUAUUGACAGACCCGCAACUACAACAAGAAUUGUUAAAUGAACUUAAUAGUGUAAGGGGAAGUUAUAAUUCCAAGACUGGAGGAUCAGGUCUUCAAUUCCUGCUGCAAGCAAAUACAGAUAAUACACAAGGAUCAACAACCACUACUGGAACAAUUGGAUCUGAUUCUAUAUCGGUAACUUCCUCCAAUAAUGACCCUGGCAAUGUAUCAUCUAAAGAAAGUAAGGGGACAAAACUAAUUGAAUUGUUAAUACAACCUCAUAUCUUGAAUGGAUUGAUUGAAUACUUGGAAAAGGGUGUUGAUUUCUUCUAUGAGCAAAGUAUAAAGGAAGAGACAAACUUGCAGAAACUUUUGGAUAAUGAACAAAAGCAAUCUGAUGAUAAUGACUUGGAUAUCGAAGAAGACGUAAAGAGUCUACAAAGGGAGGAAGAAGAGGAAACUGAGAACGAAACUUCAGAUGAAAAAUUCCGUCGUUGUGUACAAGCUGCAUCUGAUGUAUUAUCAAUUGACUUGUGGAUUAUACUGAAUAGAAUCAUUGAGACUCCAAGUAUCAUGGGAAGAUUAUGGCUGCUUCUUAAAAUGAAGAAUCUAUUUGAAAGUUCUCCAGCAGUGGCAGAUUUAGUGCAUAUAUUAGAUCAAUUAAUGGAUACAAACAGUAUAGAAUUCUUAAAUUUCGUCCGAAGACAAGAUGAUCUAGUUGAUGUAUUUUUAGAUAAGAUAGAGGUACCUAUAUUAAUGGACUUUUUCUUCAGAAUCAUACAAACAGAUAAACCAGAUUCACCUACAGGCAUAUUAGAAACAAUUUCCCAACAAGACCUUAUUACCAAAUUAAUAGACAUUUUGAAACCAGAUCCAUCUCAAUUUCAACAACAUUGUAGUAUUCCAAAUCAUCAAUUAUUCUUUAAACAAACCGCAGCAACAGACUUUUUAAAAGCAUUGGUUACAAUAUCUUCCAAUGCCGCAUUGGCAGUAGUUCUAGAAACAAAUAUAGGACCAAAUCAAUUAACAAGAGAAUUAGUUUCUCCGAAAGUCAUCAAUACUAUGAUUAACGAGAUUAUGCUUGUCAAAGUCAAAGAUAAAGAUGGAAACAUGCAAACGAAUAAGCAUGGAAUUAAUAAUUGUGUUAGUAUUAUUAUAGAACUUAUUAGGAAAAAUAAUUCAGAUUAUGAUUUAAAUUGUGGUUCAUAUAGUUCCCUUCUUCAAAAUAGUGAUGGUGGACCAGGUGAAAUUAAUUCAUAUGUUAUGUUUCAGUGGUUAAAAGAUUUUGAUCAAAAUCCACCUGGACCUAGAGAUCCAAUAUAUUUAGGGGAUAUGUUAUACAUUUUCUCCGAGAAUUUGGAAAAAUUUGAAGAAUUGAUUCAAUUGGAACCUAUCCCUUCUGGCAAACAACAACAACAAGGAUCAAAAAACUCUACGAUUUUAGGAUUUACUAGAUUUAAAGUUUCUGAAUUAAUUGCCGAAUUAUUGCAUUGUUCAAAUAUGAUUUUACUUAAUUCUAAACGAAUCAGAAAAAUUAUUCAUAUAAGAGAUUAUAUCAGAUUGCAACAAAAUAAGCGAUUGAAAAAGGCAUUGAAUGAUACAAUAUCCUUCCCCGAUUCUCCAAAUGUUUCCGAUGUAACCUCGGGUCUCGAUGAUGUGUCUUUAGACGAUAUUCAUUUUGAGCAUACUGGUAACGAAACAAUAAAUGAUUAUAAGGUAUUAUUAGAAAAAUUGGAAACUGGUGAAGAUUCAGAAGAUGAAGAGCCAUCAAUCUCUCCCGAAAAUCCAUUUGUAUGUGUUGAAAGAGAUGCAAAUAUUAGACUGGAUCCAUGUUGUGGUGAUUUCUUUAAGAUUAAAUUAAUUGAUCUGAAAAUAUUAUAUGAUAUUGUGAAAAUGUUUACGAAAUAUCCUUGGAACAAUUUCUUUCAUAAUGUUGUAUUUGAUUUAAUUCAACAAAUAUUUAAUGGGAAGUUAAAUUCAUAUAAUUCAUUUUUAAUUGUUGAAUUGUUCAAACCGGAUAGAUGUUUUUUAACAGAUACUAUAGUAAAGGCAUACAAAAAGGAGCAAGUGCCUAGACCAGGUUAUAUGGGACAUUUGAUUUUAGUAAGUGAAGAAAUUGUCAAGUUUUCAUCCCUUUAUAAACCAGAUCUUAUCUCUCCCGUGAUUGUGAAGGCAGUUCAUUCAAAAGAUUGGAAUUGGUUUGUGAAUGAAAUUCUAUUAAAGACAAGAGAGGUAUACAACGUUAUUCUUGGAGCUGAACAAGAGGAUGAGGGUGAAGAUGAAGAGGAAGAAAAUGAAUAUGGAUUUGAUUCAUCUACUGUUGGAUAUUUAGAUAUUGACGAACCAAAGAAACAGCCAAUAAUAUUGGGUGAUAGUUCGAAUCAUGCUGACUUUAUAGAAGAUGAGCGUUCUGGGAACAAAGACGCUGGAUCUGAUGAACCAGAUCGAGAAGGAGGCUUGUCUCCAAGUCAAGACAUUGAUAUGGAAGAGGAAGAGAAAGGACAAGAGCAACCGGCAUCUGACAACAAGACUGGCAAGAAGGAUAAAGACCUUUAUUCAUUUUUAGAUGAAGGAGACUUUUCUGAUGAAGAAGAAGAGGAAGAAGAAAACAACAAAUUAAGGAGAGUACGGAAACAUAAUGAAUCAUAA